AUGAUAUUAGUGAAUCAAGCUAUGAGAGGAAAUAAAGAUAAAGAUCUCGAAGCCACUGUGGGACCACAGAGUCCUCGAGGAGGCGAUAAAAAGGGGACCAGGUUCAACUUUGGGGGUUUUUUGAAGAAAAUCCCGCUCCCGGUAAAUAAGAGGUCCAGCGAAGAAGUAAAGGAAGGGGCAGAGGGACAGACUGAUCCGGUAGAGAUUUCGAUGUCGCCAACGGCCAAAAGCAGUCCAUCGGACGAGAUAGGGGUAGGAAGUAGUGGGGGCAAUGUAAUAGAGGGAAAUAGUAACUAUACCCACGAAAUAAUCCCAGUGGGAGACCCAAGCAGGAAUAAGCUGAGAUAUGCCACCUUCACGGCUAAAUGUAUUUCGUUGGAGAAUAGCGAACUUACGUCACAGAUAGAUCUGGACGAGCAGUCGAUCGAUGAGCCGCAAGAUUCUGUUUUCACGCAAGUAGCCGGGCCACCACCGGUGAUUAUUGACAGAAAAUACACGAAAAAGAAGUCGAAGAACCCCAAGUUGAGAAUUAAUAGCAACCAGUCGGUGACGUCCGUCGUUGAUAACCCAAAUCCCCGGGGUGAAGUUUUUGAAAAUUACCAACACUUCGAUAACUUUGAAGCAUAUAAACAAGACUUGGCUGAAGAGGAUGAUGUGGUUGAAUAUCUAUCAGAAAGUGAGUCAGACUUGAAUAUCAACCCUCAUCAGGAAGAAAACGCCAAUGACUAUAAGGUUGGGGGGUACCAUCCGGUUUCUAAGGGAGAAGUAUAUUUCUCUCGUGAUUUCCCCAAUAGGGAGUACAUAAUAUUGAGGAAGCUAGGUUGGGGUCACUUUUCGACUGUUUGGCUAGCCAAAUCUAGAUACAACCGGGAAUUAAACCCAUCUACAUCGGAGGACGCUUCAGUCGAUACGAAUGACUAUUAUGUGGCUAUCAAAUUUGUUAAGUCGAGCGACAGUUAUAUGGAAGCUGCCGAAGAUGAAAUCAAGUUAUUGAAGACUCUCGAUAAGCCCCUAGUCUACGGCAAACAUUUAGAAGAACAACAUAAACAAUUCUUUGAAAACCACAAAAUUAAUAAACAUAACCAGCCCGUGGGUCACCCCGGAUACAAACAUAUUAUGAGGUUAUUGGAUGAUUUCGAAGUUACAGGACCAAAUGGUAAGCAUAUUUGUAUGGUUUUCGAGGUAUUGGGCGAGAAUGUUUUAAAUUUGAUUUUCAAAUCUAAGACUAUCAGCAAGGAUUUGAAACAGAAUACCAAAUCACCUAUCGGAAGUAAGGAUAUGAAACCAGAAAAUAAUAAAAAUUUCAAGUUAUUUAAAUCAAAAUUGAGUUUAGGUUUAAUCAAUAACCCCAAGAAAGAGGUUCUGACAAGUGCCACCGACGAUAAUUUAUCCGGUGUCGGAUGCAUUAAGAAUAAUUCUUCAGAUUCUCUAACAAAGUUAAUUGGGGUGCAAAAAACUUACGGGGGAAUUCCAUUGACACUAGUUAAACAAAUUGUGAAGCAAAUGUUUUUGGCUGUGGAUUAUAUGCAUCAUUGUGGAAUCAUUCAUACUGAUUUGAAACCAGAGAAUAUAUUGAUUGAGAUCAAAGAUAUCAAUAAUGUCAUUAAAGUCAUUGAGAACGAAAAAAUAACUAAAUUCAAUGCAAAAUAUAAGAAUAGAAAGGACAGUUCAAUAUCUACUGUAAACAUCAAUACCGAUAAGAUCGGACUUAAUAGAGCUAAUUCAACAAAUCCUAAGACGAGACAAGAUUCUGUGGGUUAUGGAUUAUAUAGAAAAUCAAGGAAUUCAGUAUGCUGCAAAUGUGAUUCGCCUGUUAGAAGUUCAAAACCAUUAUCAUCGAGUAUUAAUUCGGAUACUACUUUUCAAGAAGUGUCUUUUUAUGGUAAUGGAAAUCAGAGCAGGAAGAGCUCCAUUUGUAAGAUUAAUGAAGGUGGAAUCAGCCCUACCACCAUGUCAAUCUUAAAACCUAAGGUUGAAAAAAAUAAGGAUGACAGUGAACUUAUCUCUAUUAAAAUUGCUGAUCUCGGUAAUGCAACAUUUUCUCAUUACCAUUUUACAAAUCAAAUACAAACCAGACAAUAUAGGGCACCCGAAAUAAUUUUGAAACAUAAAACUUGGGGCUCUUCAGCUGAUAUUUGGUCAAUUGGAUGCAUUAUAUUUGAAUUAAUUACUGGGGAUUAUUUAUUUGACCCUCAUAAUGGUAAUAAUUUUGAUAAAGAUGAAGACCAUAUGGCACAGAUAGUCGAGCUAUUGGGUGAAUUUCCUACGCCAGAUUAUUUGAACAAUUGCGAUCUAACUUCUACAUUUCUUAAGAAAGAUUCUGCUGGAAAGUAUUCGUUGAGAAAUAUUAAUAAGUUGAAGUACUGGUCACUCCAUGAUGUUCUAGUGCAAAAGUAUAAAUUUGACGAGAAUGAUAUCAACCUUCAAUUAAUAAAUGAUUUAAUUUUGAAAUGUUUGACAUAUGAUCUUACUGAAAGAUAUGAUUGCAAGUCAUUAGCUAACCAUCCAUGGUUAAAUAAUGAUCUUGAUUUGGAUAAUUUUGAUUUUGAAACUUCAACAAAUAUACCUAAGGACCAUAAUGAUAUUCCGGGGUUUACUUCAUAA
Debaryomyces hansenii CBS767 is the source of this 2604-nucleotide messenger RNA. RefSeq lists its product as uncharacterized. The transcript has a single exon. The record is from RefSeq and is a predicted model, not a curated record. Lineage: Eukaryota; Fungi; Ascomycota; Pichiomycetes; Serinales; Debaryomycetaceae. The coding region runs from base 1 to 2604 and encodes 867 amino acids. Gene Ontology annotation, biological process: regulation of mRNA processing; spliceosomal complex assembly; protein phosphorylation. Gene Ontology annotation, molecular function: ATP binding; protein kinase activity.